Messenger RNA from Botrytis cinerea B05.10, 5790 nucleotides. RefSeq lists its product as hypothetical. The record is from RefSeq and is a predicted model, not a curated record. Bases 286 to 5403 code for a protein of 1705 amino acids. The transcript has 3 exons. NCBI's taxonomy places the organism in Eukaryota, Fungi, Ascomycota, Leotiomycetes, Helotiales, Sclerotiniaceae.
GGCAUGUACGUGGAGUAACAGACUUCAUGUCAUUAUCAUCUUCAUUGAGGAUUUGCAUUAGAGUCAUAUAUUUGAGUCGACAAGCGAAGGUCAAUUGAGCAGAUUAUAUCCUGCCUCUCAAUCAUUUUCAGUCCUGAGCGUGGACAAAUUACAACCAAUUCUGCAUGUUGGUCAUUUUUCCGCAGAUAAAGAUUUCUCCUCUUCUUAAGUAGGAACUUCUCCAGAUCCUGCAGAUUCUGAGAAUACGCAUUGUCAAUGCGAGUUCAAUGAUUCACGCUCGUCGAAAUGGCUUUGAACCCGGACGAACAGGAGAGCCAAAUCGUCGCUCCGCCCUAUUCGCCUCCCCCUGAGCAAAAUUACCUUGACGAUGCAUUUCCUGACGGUGCAGAUGGUUAUUACCAUCCAGCUCUAACUGAAGAAGAAGACCUUGAUGAUGAUGUACAAAUGAUCGAAGUUGGCUCAGAAGCGGAUGAAGUGGUCUCGAAUACACAAUCGAUGCCCCAGCAACACCCUUCUCACAAUUCCCAGCAAGAUAGCAAUAAAUUCUUGGUCGAGAAGACUCAGUUUUCAGAUAUUGAUAAAGAUACUCAAACAGUUCAAUAUGAAGAAGAUUCUGUUCAGAAAGACACUCAGAAUGCCAGUUUUGGCUCUCGAUCGUUUGUUGAAGAGACUCAAUAUGCAGGCAUUGAGAUGGAUACUCAGGCUAUUGAAGAUACUACUCAAUUCGAUGAUACAUUUCCAUCAUUUCAAAAGCCGCAAGUCCCGGAGAGUGACGAACCAGCCAUCGAUGUCGCUCAGCAAACGAACAUGUCGCCACCCAAGGUAUUUUCGAGACCAGUAGAGCCAAAAGAAGCUCCUUUCAGAUUUCCUCCUGGACCGCCUAAUAGAAGGAAUUAUGAAUCGACAGUUCAGAAUGUAUCCGCGCCAAGAGUUGUUGCUCAAAUAACACAAAUAUCCUCCAAAAUUUUGCCAAAAGUUACUCCCAGGCCCGCGCUUCACAACCAACCUUCAACAACACCGGUGUAUUAUAUGCAGAAGGUACUCCCUGAACAUCACAAUGCUUCUGUAGCUCAAGCCAUCCCCGAUGUUGGUGUCCGUCCAUCUGUUAAGCCAGUUCGGGAGAGAGAAAUAGUCCCUGUUGUUAAAGAUGUGCCAUUGAGCCAGCACCCACGUAAUACCCACAACAUGCCUCCAACUACUUCGGUUCAACAUCCUAAAAGCGUCCCUGAACCAGUUUUCAAGGCUUCCAGACACCACCAAAUGUCCAAUGUUCUAACUGUCCCAUCUAAAAAGCCAGCUCUGGAGCAAUUAUUGCCUCCUAGCAUUCAAAAGGUGGCGAUUAACGAGCAGUUUUCGGAUACUAGCAGAAUAUCUUUACCAAAUUCUGUUCAUCCUUUAAGAGGUGUCUCUCCAAUUGAGCGUAACAAUUUUCAACAUAAUCAAAUUCCCGAUGGUGAUCCUGUCUCAUCUGUCAACGCCAGCAGUCCCAAGAAAGCUUCACGUCCCAUUGUUCAGAACAACUCAGCUAGCCAUCCUCCUGUCCAAAAGCUCUCCAAGCCCAUGGCGAAUCCACCAUUUCAGAGGGAAGGAAUUGUUUCAAAUCCAAAUGAAACCUUGCGUUCUACAACCCAUAAUGAGGUUUAUCUUUCCAGGGAGUCAAACAAUACAUUAGCGCUGAAAGCUUCUCACAAUGAACAAUCUAAGAUAGUCAGGCUACCUCUAACUCGACAAGAUGAUGCCACACCAACCCAUUGUGCAAAGCCUCUCCGAUUCAGACAAAAGUCUUCGAACCAAAUGAAUCGUUUCAUCGCGAAGAAAAAAAUCGAUGUUUAUGGCAACUUAGUCAAAAAAGCUCCAUUCCCAGAAGCUUUUGCGGAUGAGCCGAAAUUGCAACCACACCCAGAACAGCCAGGUAAAAUUCAAGCACCAGUACCACAAGCUCAAUACUCAGAGCCUCACUCUGCUGAGAAAGAGCUACCAAAUCUGAUUCAAGGAGCUGUAGCAUCAGAACCCCAGAGAUUCCGUACCAAUGACAAAAUUAUCCAACGAGGGUCGAUGAAUCAGUCAGUGACGAAUGCCGAUUCUCUUUCAGUCUCUCAAAUUCAAGUCUUAGAUGACAGAGCGGAUAAUUCCACGGCGAAUGCAGAAUAUGGAGAUGAUCUACAGGUAGAAUAUUCUAGGGAAUCUCAUCAAUGCAAUCCAAAUCCUACAUUUCAACCAGUUCAUCCCGUUACGCAAGUCGAUCAGCAUUCUCCGUUUUAUCGAGAGCCUUUGCGCACUGCAUCUCAGGCAAACAUAUCCCGAGUUCACACACCUCGACCUCAGACAACUCCGCGAACUCAGGGCGUACACGAGGCUCAGCGAAAAGCCGUAAAUAGACCACUUAGACCCCAUGACCUUGAACCUCAAGGGGUAUCUGAGGCAACAUUAAACCAGAUCAGUGUGUCCAGAAUCACCAAAUUAGCAGCUGUGAAUUCUCAAGGUGAAAAAAAUAAAACCGGAGAUCACAUCAGUAGCUGCCAAGAGAGAUAUUCACUAGAUUUUGGUGCUCUUCAUAAUGUUAUCACUGAGUGCCAGGAUCAACAACACGUUAUCAAAAAUCAAGAGGAUCAAAUCGCAAUUAUCAAUGCUCAGUUGCAAAAUACAAACCUAAUCAACGAACAGUUAAAGGCAAGCAACGAAGAAUUAAAGGCAAGCAACGAAGAAUUAAAGGCAAGCAACGAAGAAUUAAAGGCAAGCAAAGAUGAAUUGUCAAAGAGAGUUGAGAGAUUGAAUGAUUUAUCCGGCAGAUACAGAGAGCACAUCAAUGAUGUUGUCAAUUGUCAGAAGUCUCUUAGACAAGAUUCAAACGAGAUGAAGGCAUUGAUGAGAAAUUUGAAGAACCAAGAAAUUGCAGAUAAAGAUGCUCAAAGGGAAAAUUUGAAAAUUUUAUUGGAUGAAAUCAAGCAGGUUCGAGAAAAACAAAGGGAGCGAGAUGCGAAUAUUCCACUUUUAGAAGAUUUGACUGAACAGAAUGAUCAACUUCGAAUUGAGAAUGAACGACUCAAAGCUGAUAAUGAUUCAAAGUUGGAAAAUCUUGAGAAAGAACGUUCUCACAACAACAAGCAACUUCAAAACCAAAUCAAUGACGAUCGGGAUCGCCACAAAGAAGUCAUGGAAAUUCUUCGAAAACCACAAGUCGACACCCUCGGAGAGCUGACAAAAGAAGACGGGAUUCUCAAAAAGGUUUUGAAUUCUGCCGAAAGUGUCAAUGGAAAAUUUGACGAAAUGUCAAAGACAUUUACCAGUUCUCUCAAUCAAACAUUGGAGUGGCCACAAACUCUGACGAAGAUUUUCGAAGACUUUUACUCUAGAAUUGAAACGAAGUUUGAUGACAACGGCAGCAAGGACAUUACUUUCCAGGAGUCUACUGCCAAACUCUUUGAUGAUCUUAAGGGACGUCUCAAUCAAAUCAGUGGUGAUAUGAAUGAAAAGGCCAAGCUCAGUGAGCAGAUCAGUAUGCUCCGAGAGAGCAACGCCAAAAUUGAGGCGAAUCUGAACUCAAAGGAAGCAGACUUGGAGAACAAUGUGGCCCGAAUGAAUGAAUUAACUAGAGAGCUGACAGAUGUUCAUUCAGAGCUAAUGGGGAAAACCCAACAACUCGCAAUCUCACUUGCUCAACCGAGAGAGGACCCCGAAUUGAAGAGAAAGGUUGAUGAAUUGACCACUGAGACUUCCAGACUGGAAGGCCUUCUUACCGCCGCUAAAAAUGACAAGCUUCAAGUCGAGAGAGCUAUCCAAACUCACCAAACGACAAUUGAUACCACUCAAAAACAGUUACGCGAUAUAGAGGAAAAAUUUCGAAAUGCCGAGUCUAGCAUGAAGGCAUUGGAAGCAGAAAAUCAAAAGCUUCAAAUAGAUUGCAUGUCAAACACAGAAAUAGCUCGACAGGAUACCACAAAGCUUGCUCUGUCUCAAAGAAAGGGGUUACUCGCCCAACAUGACUCCUUAGUGAAUGACCUCAAACACAAGCAAGUAGAGACUGAGAAGAGACUCCAAAUUGCAAUUGAGAAAUCAAAGACAUUUGAGGAGACAACAGAUAAGCAUAUGAAAACUGUUGGCGAGCUUGAGUCGAAGAUAGCUACGUACAAAGACCAGUUGCUACAGCAAAGAAUUCAGCUUCAAAGCUUAGAGGAAAGCUCCAUAUCUCCUGAUCAACUUCAGAAAUUCAAACAAGAACAAAAACGAGAGAUAUCGUCAAUUCGCAAAGAGCAGGAAAGUCAACAUGCAUUAUCACAAGCUUAUCGAGAGGAAAGCCUUAGGAUUAAAACUGAACUUGAAGACACCCAUAGGAGACUCCAUGGAAUGAAUGAAGAAAAUGGGCAUCUGUCGAAGGAGAAUGAUCAUUUACGAAGGCGGUUGGAGGACAUAAAUGCAAUGUAUGAAAGUACUCAAAAUAUGAUUGGCAAUUCUCAUCGUGUUAAUGACAUUCAACCAACUUCACGCAACGGCAAUCUAUCGUCUUCACGCAGAGUUGCUGAGCGGCGAUCUAGCAAUUUUCAUAGUCAACCUCUUGAAAAGAGCAUGGGAGAAAAUCAACAUAGAGUCCGUGAAUUUCAGACUGACGAAGUAAGCAAAACUUCUUCACGAACUUUAUCGUCUUCGUAUACAUAUGACGACAACAAUGGCGGAAGUCAGACUCCAAUCAAACCAUUUUCUACUAUUACUACUCUCGCAACAAGCCCUUUGACUGAUUUGGAGGAUGUCAUGCCAAUGGUUCAAUCUGCACAUAGCCGCGAGGAUUUACAGCGAUUAUACAACAAAAAUCGGCAGUUAUCGAAUGAUAAGAUUGCAAAGAUGGAGAGUCAACCUAAGUACUAUCCUUAUGGAGGGGAACAAUUUGGUACCCCAAAGUCCAAAAUUAACAAAGUAAUGCCUGCCCUCGAAGGAGAAUUUGUCGAUACGCCAACUCAGGCGUCCAGGGCCAUUCCUUCAGUUGCAGAAGAAUCUGUUAAACGCCGGACGAACAAGCCACUUAAAUCCGCUUUGAAGAAAGGCGAUUACCAGGACUAUUCUAUUCCUCUUGAUGCUUCAAAAGAUCAAGUUCAUAACCAAGACGAGAGAAUUUUUAAAAAGCCAGCACCAAGAAACAAUCACAGUGGCAGUAUUGGACUUCAAGCGACUCGUGGAACUGGUACGGGAAGCUACAAUCGUAUUGCGAGUGGAGAGCCGAAAUUUGCAAGCUCAAGGGCACCAGAACCUCGAUAUGAGCCAACACCUGAGAUUAAGCGAAACGCCAUGAAGAGAGCAAGAUCAAAUUCGUCCCUUCAUACUCAGGAUCUACAGCCCACCAAACCUGCGAAAGCCCCAAGAAUCAACCGCCGCCCACCAAUAAACAAGACAGUCAUUCCAGACUCUCAGUGAAGUGGAAAUUCUACAGUUUAGAGGCAGAACCAUACUCGACCGCUGCCUUGACUACCUCGAAAUUGAAUUCGCCCAACUGGAGCUGAUGGCAUCUAUUCUUCAAGUAUUGCUACCCUCGGUGUAUAUGCUUGCAAACUUUCACAAUUUUUUGGCGUACAAAGGAGAGAUAAUAUUGCUUUAAGAACUUGCAAUCGUUAGGUAUCAAAGGAGAAAGAAUAUUUUUAACGUACUUGAAGUGGCUAUUUUCUGUUGGCUUGAAAAGAUUGUAUGGUGGGAAGUUAAUGCAUGAUAUAAGAAAAAUAUGGGAUCAACUCCACAAUACUUAGCAUAUAUGAUUCGCUGUUUCGCGAAUAUCACUUGCGUAUAUGUCGGGAAGGUAGAGGGACA